This is a messenger RNA of Argiope bruennichi, 633 nucleotides long. Its product is annotated as U24-ctenitoxin-Pn1a-like. Bases 104 to 592 code for a protein of 162 amino acids. The record is from RefSeq and is a predicted model, not a curated record. The transcript is spliced from 5 exons. NCBI's taxonomy places the organism in Eukaryota, Metazoa, Arthropoda, Arachnida, Araneae, Araneidae.
AGCAAAUAUGUGAGAUUUAACACCGUAUCUUUCAAAUUUUAACUAUAUAUACAAAAUUAUUAGAUAUUUAGUUCUCUGAAAACUCCAAAGAUACUAGGUGUACAUGCAAUUCAUGAAGAUGAAGAUCAUAGCGACUGCACUAUUUAUUUGUCUGUUGCCCGCAGUAUUAUGUUGGGACUUCCCAGGAUAUCCUGGAGUCGAUUGCCCAACUGCUCGAGAAAAGAUGUCUGCAGAUCCUAAACACAACUGGAUGAUCCCGAAGUGUAACGCCGAUGGCACCUACCAGGAUAUGCAGUGCUACGACAUCGAUGACCCUGACGCAUGCAUGUGCACUUACAAAGACGGAUCUCCCUUGACUCUUCCAGGGUUUGGCGUGAACAUCACAUCAUGCGUCUGCCCUGUCGUCGCAACUGAUCUUUAUUUCUUGGACAAGGAAGAAGGUUUCAUGGAGUGUGAAAAGGGUGGCUACUUCAGACCUCUGCAAUGCAGCGAAAAAACUAAGGAAUGCUGGUGUGUGACCAAAUACGGAAACCCAGUGACACCUCGAUCACUUGACCGAAAAUCCUGCGAUGAUGUCGCUGACAAACUGUAAUCUCUAUGCUUCUUCAUAAUCAAUAAAUUAUCUUAAAUAUU